UUACCUUUUCCGUACGGAACUACUUUCAAAGAAAGAAUGGCGUAGUGAUAUUUUCACUUCUGUUGAUCGUUUUUGACGUUAAUGCAAAUUGCAGAAUCUUUUGUACAUGUAAACUCAUCUGGAUAAAGGAAAACGCAUUGUGUUCAUUAUAGUUUAAGACAUUCCAGUAAAGAAAGCGUGUAACAAUGGCUAAGCCUCUCAAAAUAUGCGUAUGUGGUGGCGGGAAAAGUGCUCACGUGAUGGCAAUAAUGGCGGCGUCAAAACCGGAUGUGGAGGUGAACGUGUUAACACUGUAUAAAGAUGAAGCUGACAAGUGGAGCAAAGCGAUCUCUAAAGACGAAAUGGUGCUAAUCUUGAAGGACGAAGAUGGAAAAACAAGCGAAGUAAAGGCAAAACCUAGUGUCGUCUCUAAAGACCCCAAAUCUAUUGUUCCUGAAAGUGACCUACUCAUUUUCACAGUCGCUGCAAAUACUCAUGAAGAGUAUCUAAAAGCUAUUUCCGGUCAUCUGCACAAGAAAAUUGUCGUAGUCGGUCUUCCAGGUCUGCCGGGAUUCGAGUAUUUGUGCAAAAGUUCAUUCGGAGAGUUAAGCGAACAGAUUACUGUAAUGUCUUUUGAAAUUUCACCAUGGGUAUGUGAGAUAAUAGAGUACGGAAAGAAGGUUGAGGUCACUCGUACCGCAAAAAGUCUAAAUGGGUCAAUAUUGAGAGGAAAGGCCAUUCCACGAAAACCUGCUCUCAUGAGUUUACAAAUGACACUUGGUUUUGACCCGGCUUUGAAACAAGUAAAACAUUUCGCAGAACUAUUGUUCACUUCGUAUACAUUCUUUAAUCCAGUUAUCAUGUACGGUAAAUGGAAAGAUUGGGACGGGAAGGCGCUAGAUUGUGAACCGCUCAUGUACGAAGACAUCACUGAAGAAACUGCAAAGCUUUUGGAAAGUUGUAGCAAGGAGUAUCAAGACGUCGCUCACGCCAUCUCUGCCAAGAAACCGGAAGUUGAUCUGACAGAAAUUCCAGAUAUAUUCAACUGGGUUGUCGAAUUCUACAAGAAAGAAAUUGAAGAUGGAACCAGUCUUCUGAAAGCAAUUCAAACAAAUAAAGUGUACAAGGGAGUGAAACAUAUAAUGAAAAAGAACAAGAGAACGUUCACUCCAGACUUUGAAUGCCGUUACUUGGCGGAGGACAUCCCGAUGGGCAUGGUCGUUGUACGGGGUAUAGCUGAAACUCUGGAAUUACCGACUCCAACUUGUGAUACCGUAAUACAAUGGGGUCAGGAAAAGUUGAAGAAAAAGUACCUUGUGGAUGGUAAAGUUGCUGGAAGUGAUGUAAAGGAAACGAGAGCUCCGCAAAGAUUUGGCUUUACUACUCUAGAGGAAAUACUAAGUGGCCAAAAAACUGACAGCUAAUAAAUGGAUAUAUAUAUUUGCUUUUGAUAAACCUGAAUUGACCAUUUCACAUUUGCAAACAUUACUUAGUCGGGAAGCAAAGACAUAUAUAGAAACUUCAAAGGGAGGGUUUUCAUCAUGAAGUAAACAAAUCUUUUAAAAUAAAGAACAUUGUUUGAAUUUGCAAAAAUGAAAUUACGUGACAUACAACAAAGGAGUUGUAAUAUCAAAGACAGAACCACUGUGUUUACACUGACGAUCUCAAUGGAAAUCUUUGCUCAUACAGAAACAGCUUAUACUGAAAGUCGCCGGGUGGUACCUGCCGGAGAGCGUGUCAUUGUGGGCUAUUUUAACCUCGAGUAUGACAGUCUUUUACCAAGGGUUGCAAACGAUUGCAUCUGAACCCAAAUCGUUGAAUUGUUGACAAAAAAGUUCACUUUUGACGAGCACGCAUAGUGUUACAGACUCAAGUUUAAAAGAAACGAAUUUUGGAAAUCCGUUGUUACUAAUUUUUAUUAUAACGUACACGUGUCUACGAUCCUCCCUUUUCACGAAGACCAAUGUGUUGUAUUUAUCAAAUAUGCUGCCAAUGUUCAGAACUUUGCUAUAUUAUGUUAGUUUGAGGUGUCGUUUGGUGUUUCUUUGACGAAGUCUGUCUUAUUUCUGUUACAUUAUUGUGUCUCAGUUUCCUGGUUGCACAUUUUACCGCCUCUGAUAAAUUAUAAUUACCAUCCGUCUCGCUGUGUUGUAUACUUUAAAUGUUACGGUUAAAAUCAAACCAAAAAAUGCAUAGUGCAGAGUCGGGUCGAUAAAUAUUUAAGCAUCUUGUUGCGGUAACUCAUUAACAGCUGUUUGUUUUGAUCAAAAAUCGCUGACACUGUACACAGCAAUGUUACACCGUACACAUGGGACUAUAGUUCCAUCGUUUUUUGCUCAUUUGCUUUUUGCAGGAUAUUACCAUGGGAUAUGUGAAAUAUCUGAUAAAAGUUUGUUUGCUGAU
Messenger RNA from Mercenaria mercenaria, 2382 nucleotides. Its product is annotated as octopine dehydrogenase-like. Bases 186 to 1403 code for a protein of 405 amino acids. Gene Ontology annotation, molecular function: oxidoreductase activity. The transcript is spliced from 2 exons. The record is from RefSeq and is a predicted model, not a curated record. Lineage: Eukaryota; Metazoa; Mollusca; Bivalvia; Venerida; Veneridae.